UCGGUCAUUGGCCCAUCCAUUUUCACUCGACUCGAGACUUCUUCUCUUCUUUCUCUUUGGGGGAAAUUACCCAAUUUUUUGUUUUUCCUCUUAAAGUCUGCUUACGCAUCAUCAGCUAAAAGCAUCAAAGAGAUGAGCUUGAGCAGGAAUAUACCAUGUGUGUAUGCAUGAUAACGCUAAUGGUGGAAUUUUUGUUUUGACGGAAGCUUUUUAUCAAAACCCCAGUGUUAGCCCAGAUUAUCCUCUUGGAAGGUCUGUGGGUGCUGCCUGGGGGAAUUUUGAAAGAUUAAGUGUCUGGGAUUGUGGUUUUAUGGGUUGAACUAUUGAAUCAAUGAUGGGGAGCAUGAGUGACGAAGAAGAUCAAUACUUUGACACCCGUGAGGACAUAACCUCUGUGUCUGAUUCCAGUUCUGAUUGCUCUGAGAGUGUUGAUUUCGACAAUAGGGGUAUUGACUCUUUUCCUGAGAGUAUAGGGUAUGAGAUAUGGAUUAAUAACCCAGUAAGUGUUCAGGAGCGACGCAGUAAGUUUGUACGAUGGAUGGGUUUGAAUGAGGGAAGGAUGGUAAUUAAAGAUCAUGAUGUCACUUCUUGUGAUGGAUUGGAACUGGAGACUGAUAGAAUCACCCAAUGCAGUGGUGCAGUUUUAGGAUCAUUGAGUUCUGAUGAUAAUUUAUCAUUGAGUCAGUCUUCCAUGUCGUCCUGGUCAAAUGAUUCUAGGGUAUCGGUAGAAGGGUCACUAGAUGAGCGAUCUGUUUGUAAGAUUAGAAAUUUGGAUGAUGGAACAGAGUUUGUUGUGGAUGAACUAGGACAGGAUGGGAUGCUGAGGAGUCUUCGCAAAGUAGGUUCAGAUGCUUUGCUUACUGUUGAGGAAUUUGAAAGGAGUCUUGGAUUUUCCCCUUUGGUACAGCAAUUGAUGCACAAAGGAGUUGAAGAAGCUUUCAAUUCUGAUGCAACAAGAAAGCAAGUUAAGAGCAGGUGGUUAAAGAAAAUAGGUGCUGCGGCUAGCAUUGUUGAUAAACUAUUGGCAGCUGGUCACACAGAUUGGGAUGGAAAGGCUCGAAAAGUCAAGGUUCGAUCGUGUAAGAAGCAGUCUAAGGAAUUGUCUGCCCUUUACAUGCGACAAGAUCUACCAGCUCAUGAGGGUUCAAUAUUAACAAUGAAAUUCAGCCCAGAUGGUCAGUACCUUGCUAGUGCUGGUGAAGAUGGAAUUGUGCGCGUGUGGAAGGUGAUGGAGUCAGAAAGAUCAGCUCAGUCUGACAUUCUUGACACUGAUCCUUCGUAUGCAUACUUCUCAAUGAAUAAUUUUUCUGAUGUUGUCCCUCUUAAUGUGGAUAGGGAGAAAAGGGACAAUUUAAAGACAUCGGGAAAAACUAGUGUUAUUUUCCCUCAAAAAGUUUUCCAAAUAUCAGAAAAACCAAUCCAUGAGUUCCAUGGGCACUCUGGUGAGGUUUUGGAUCUCGCAUGGUCAAAAAACAAGCAUCUACUGUCAUCCUCUGUGGACAAAACAGUCCGAUUGUGGCAACUUGGAUGUCAGGAUUGCUUAAAAGUGUUUAUCCACAAUAGUUAUGUCACAAGUAUUCAGUUCAAUCCUCUGGAUGAUGAUUACUUCAUCAGUGGUUCUGUAGAUGGAAAAGUACGCAUGUGGGCAGUCUCUUCUUGUCAAGUUGUUAAUUGGACUGAUAUAAGUGACAUAAUUACAGCUGUUUGUUACCGUCCUGAUGGAAAGGGAGUAAUUGCUGGCUCCAUGAGUGGUAUUUGCCGCUUCUACAAUGCAUCUGAUAACCGUCUGCAACUUUAUGCUCAAAUAUCCUUGCAGGGAAAAAAGAAGUCACCACUCAAAAGGAUAACUGGUUUGCAGUUCUCGCCAACUGAUCCAGCCAAAUUAAUGGUCACCUCUGCUGAUUCACAAGUUCGAAUUCUUGAUGGUGUUGAUGUAAUCUGCAAAUACAGAGGGCUCCAUAAUGCAGGAAGCCAGAUAUCUGCAAGUUUCACACACGACGGAACACGCAUUGUCUCUGCAAGUGAGGAUUCCAAUGUCUAUGUCUGGAACUAUAGGAGCAAGGAUGGGCGUUCAGUCCAGCCAAAGAAUCACUGGUCUUCCGAGCGUUUCUUCUCAAACAACACUUCAGUCGCUAUUCCUUGGUGUAGUACGAGUAUGACUAGCCGUAGCUCGUUUACUACUACAUCAGCAUCGCAUCCAUCUCCUGAUCAUUCAGCUAGCACACACAGAAACACCGAGGAAAGAGGAUCAAAGCAAUCGCGCUUCUCAUCAGCAAAUCACUUGUCACUGAGCCAAGGCUUCUUUUCAGACUCUAUCUCCAGAGGAACUGCUACUUGGCCAGAAGACAAGCUUUCUUUAAACUCAUUGGUUGUUUUGUCCUCAAAAUGCAAAUCACAACCCAAGUUUCUAAAGCCAUUUGGUCAUAGCACAACAACCAGUUGCCCCCAAGCAUGGGGCUUGGUUAUUGUAACAGCAGGCUGGGAUGGUCGAAUCAGAACAUUCCAGAAUCAUGGAUUGCCAAUACGAAUUUAAUUCUAUUGAUGGAUUUUUCAGAGACAACAACUAUUCUUCCAGGGUUUUUUUUAGUGGAAUUGGUUAGAGUAGCUGUACAUCUUGAAGUGUCCUGGCUUGCAAAUAUCAUAAUUUAGCUGAUUUUCUUUCACGGAGAUUAAUUAAUCUGUAUAUCAAGGCCAUCUUGGUUGCUUGAACAUUCUUGCAAUCUUUAUAGUUUUAAUAUUCAACCAAAAUCAUAUAUGACAAGCAUGAUCAUUUUCUCAUA
Messenger RNA from Humulus lupulus (European hop), 2780 nucleotides. RefSeq lists its product as uncharacterized. Lineage: Eukaryota; Viridiplantae; Streptophyta; Magnoliopsida; Rosales; Cannabaceae. The record is from RefSeq and is a predicted model, not a curated record. Bases 332 to 2533 code for a protein of 733 amino acids. Gene Ontology annotation, molecular function: protein binding. The transcript has 8 exons.